Molecule: messenger RNA, 1653 nt
Organism: Rhea pennata
Lineage: Eukaryota; Metazoa; Chordata; Aves; Rheiformes; Rheidae
Gene: MISO1
Product: chromosome 9 C3orf33 homolog
Exons: 5
Coding region: 18-740 (240 amino acids)
Source: RefSeq, a predicted model, not a curated record
CGCGCGGGGCGGCGGCCAUGUCGGAGCGGCGGGGCGCGGCGGGCGAGGCCCUGUCGCGGCUCUCCGAGUGGGCGGACGCGCACCUGGGGCUCGUGCGGAGCCUCAGCACCGGGCUGGCCGUGGCCGGGCUGCUCGUGCUGGCGAGGAGCGUCCGCCUGACAACAAAGUUUACAAGUGUGUUGGAUAUACCUGUGGAAUUUAUAGAGAAGAAUGUGAAAUUGCGGGGAAAAAUACAUCAAGUAACUGAGAAAGGUCUAGAAGUUGAGCACAUUCCCAUUAGCAUUCCUUUUAUUACAUCAAUACAGAGAAAAUGGCAGUCAAACAGUCUUUUGCUGAUAAGACUGGCUGGAGUGGAUUUGACUCCGAGUGGCAUGGUCUGGUUACAGGAAGAGUUGAAACCCUCGCAAAUGAUAUGGUUCCAACUUCUUGGAAGACAGGAAUUGGCACUUGAGUGCCUUGUUUUAGUAAAUAAGGGUCGAUUUCUCAGUAUGUGCUUAAAUGAAGAGAUCUUGAGACAAGGGCUUGGCAGAACAGCACGUAUUGAAGGACUACAUCAUGAUUCUCAUCUGUACUGGAAACUUCACAGAAGACUGCUUCGAGCAGAGUUAAAGGCCUUGAAGAAAAACAAAGGAAUAUGGAAAGAAGAAAGCUCCUUUGAAAAAAUAAGAGAUCAUAUAAGCAACAAUAAAUUUGUGCAGACUCUGAAACAAUUUGCAAACUGGUUAAGAAGCUAUAUUUAAAGGUAGAAUGGGCAACUUGUUUGGAAAAGUGCCAUUUUUUUAUGUUAUAUGCUUUGUAUAAGGUGUUUAUGGAAAAAAAAAAAAACAGUCCUGUAAUUCUGGGAGUCCUGUCUUAAAGAGAAAAGCCUUAAAGUCACCUGAAGGCGUAUUAUAACUGUAUAGCCUUGAAGUUGAGAAGCAUUCAGUAUACAAAUUAAAAUGUUCUUAAGCUAAGCUUUUCCACAGCAAUUUCCUAAAUUAGUCCACUUUUCCAGCUGCUGAAUAACUGCACAGCUGUGUUAACUGUGGUGACAGCAGCUGACAGUUGAGUUUUUAAAAGAUGGGAAAUCUUAGUUCACAAUGUUCUACAUCUGUUACAUGUCAUAAUUUAACAGGCAUUGGUUUGAAAAUUGAAAUUAUUAAUUAGCUUUUUUCAGAGUUUGGGGAUUUAUUUGCAUAUCAGUAUAUUGUUUGAAAUUUCUUCUUAUCCCAUUUCUGAGUAUAAUUUAUGUUUUAAAAAACUUUCAUCUUAAAUUAUGAGUUGCAUUGUUAACAAGAGAAAAGAUAAUUUGUUACAGCUGAUCAGCUGAUAAGUUUGUAGCAACAGAAGUUUUUUGGAAAAAAUCUGCUUGAAGUAUAUUAAAUAGAAAUGAAUGUCAGUAGUUCCAAUUUGUAGAACAUAAUCUUAACUUUGAGUUGCAGAAUCUUAUACUUACAUCUGGGGAGAAAUUUAAGCUUUUUUUUUUUCCCUUGUGGUUCUAUAAACAUUAAAAUCAGACUGAAAGAAAACUUUAAGAUGAAAUUUGAGAAGGUGGACCAUACUGUGCUAAAAAGGUGUCUUCAUUCUUGUUUGUUUUUUUCUGAAAUGAGUGUCAAGCAUAUAAGUUUAUUAUUAUUUAUUUUGUAAAUAUUCUCAGAAUAAAUAUUGAAUUUA